Hordeum vulgare subsp. vulgare (domesticated barley) is the source of this 2863-nucleotide messenger RNA. RefSeq lists its product as uncharacterized. The transcript is spliced from 7 exons. The coding region runs from base 536 to 2635 and encodes 699 amino acids. Lineage: Eukaryota; Viridiplantae; Streptophyta; Magnoliopsida; Poales; Poaceae. The record is from RefSeq and is a predicted model, not a curated record.
AAUCUCAACGUGUCUCUCGGUCUCGGUUCGAUUGCAGUUAUCAGUGUCUGUCCUCUCCCCCUCCUCGCCGUCCCCGUUCCCCUCGUUCUUCAGGCUCCUCCCCUCUCCUCUCCCCUCCCCUCCCCUCCCCAUCGCUGGUAAGAUCACGCGAGGAGCAAAUCUCAUACCCUAUCCAUCCCGAGGCCCGGCAGAUCUCUCCCCGCUAGCCGCCCACCGCCGCGCCCUACAUCCGCCUCCCGCCGCCCGCCUCAAUUCCGCCCGCCGACCGCCGACCGCCUCAGCCCCGCCCGCCCUCGCCGUCCCCGUUCCGUCCAGUUCUUCCUCGUCGGCGCAUCGCGUUCCUGCCUUCUCCCUCCACCCCGUACCGCCGUCCUUGUUUUCAUUCGUUUCGAUGUGUGGGGUUUGAUUUUAUCCGGCGACUGGUUAAGUCCCGCUGAACCUCACGACCUCUGGGUGUGCCGCCGCGCACGCCCGGAACGCCGUCUAGAUCCGCCCCUGGUGCCAGGGGUCGUCGGAGGGGUUUGGACCUGGGGAGAUGACCAGUAUCUCCACGAACCAGUUCGGCUCCGGCGGCAGCAAUGGAGGGUCUGCCUCCAGGCCGCACGGCAGGGAUAUUGUGGUUUGGACCGAAGAGAUGAAUGAGUAUCUCAUCGACUCGCUCCUGCACCAGCAGGAUAUCGGGAAAAGGAGCGCCGAGGGCAGGUUCAUGACCGUCGCUUAUGAGAGCGUCAUCACCGGGGUCGGCGAGAGGUUCGGGGUGGGGAUCGACAGGUCCAACAUCAAGAACCGUCUCAAGCAUGUCAAGGACAUGUUCCAUGAAUGCGAGAACCUUUUCGACAAGGAGAGCGGGAUUAAAUGGAACCCGGCAACCCGGAGGUUCCACGCCGACCCUCAAGUCUGGAGGGAAUUGAUUGAGAAAAAACCAGAAGCCAAGAAAUGGAUGACGAAGACCAUUGACCAUUACGAUAGGUUAUUGGAGUUAUUUGGUAAGGAUAGGGAGAGACGACCUGCUUUUGAGAACUCGAAAGGUCCUUCGAAAAAAAAGGCGCGAAUAGAACCACCAAAGGAUAGACCUCAACGUCAACAGACGUCAUCAAAUGGCUUUGAGUUAGCGAUCGUCCAAAGUUCAAAUCAAGUAAUGGAUAAAAAUGAGCUACCUGAUGAUGUGGUAGAAGAAAAUAACUUUAUUGGGGAACUCGAUUUAUCAGAAUUGUGCAAAAGUGAGAAUGGCCUUGUUGCCAUACCUGUUCAUGCUAAUGCAUAUGGCAAGGGUUUGCCCUAUGCUCCUGAAAAUUGGCCAUCUCCUGGAGAUCAGUGGCAGUGGAAAGUGGGGAACAGAAUUGCUGCAGGUGGUCACUGGAUUGACAGAUAUCUUGCCCCGCCCUCGCGUUUUCGUGAUGCUACUGGUAAAAAGACAUCAUUCACAAGUAGAAUAAAAGUUGGAGAGUUUAUCAAGAGCAACUUUCCAGAUGUUGAACCUAGCACAUUUUUCUCUAUGUUCAUAUGGAAGAUUCCUGCUACUGCAGGAGGCGGGAUUCAAAGAGGAACCCUUCAAGUGGAACGCGUUGAACCUGAAGAUGACCUGGCGGAUCCUGAUGGACCAUGCAAGGCUCGGAAUAAGGCGUGCAAUCUUGGGAAAGAAGGGUUUAUUGAAUCAUCACCAGCAGGGAAUUGUGACAUCUGCUGCGUACAUCCUGAUUUCUGUCGUACAUGCUGUUGCAUUCUCUGUGGCAAGUCUGUUAACGAUUCCUUUGGAGGUUAUAGUUACAUCAAGUGUGAGGCAGUUGUGGUAGAGAACUACAUCUGUGGGCAUCUUGCCCACCUUGACUGUGCUCUGAGGAUUUUCAUGGCUGGAACUGUUGGAGGAAGCAUCGGGUUGGAUGUGCAAUAUUACUGCAGGCGGUGUGACAACAAAACCAACCUGAUGAUGCAUGUGGAGAAACUCCUGGAAACAUGUCGCUCUGUUGGAUCAAGGAGUGAGAUUCAGCCAAUCCUUAAUAUGGGCUUGUGCAUCUUGCGUGGUUCAAGACAAGUGCAAGCGAAAAGCUUGGAGGACUAUAUGGCAUCAGUGAUGGCAAAGGUGAAUAAUGGGGUUGAUCUUGCUGAAAUAUGGAAUAUGGAGGAUGGUGAUGGCAUGUCAAUACUGAAUGCAGAAGAAAGUUCCCCACCUAUUGCUGGUGUCACAUUGCUAGGGACUGAGCCACAGUACCCAUAUCUGACUGAUCCAAUGGUUGAUAAUGAGCUGCAGAGGGCUGCCGAAAGUGUUCCAAUUUUCAUUACUGGUGAUCACACCGAGAUGUCUCUCAAAUUUGAGGAUGAGAUAGAUAAUUCCCUUCUAGAACUGAAGAAAUCUCAGGAAGCAGAAUACAGGCUGGCUGAGCAGAAGCUUUAUUCUCAGAAAGAUUAUGUCCUCAGCCUGUAUCGUCAGCUUGAGUCAGACAGGUCCCAGCUUGCAGAUCCUAACCCCUUAUCCGACAUCUCGCGCUACAGCGUGCUUCUCUCCAACAUUACUAACCGAGUGGAGCAAGUGAAGCGCGAGGAGGAGAAGUUCCAGACUAUGCUCAAAGUCUCCAAAGGGUUCCGCAAAGCACCGGCGAGCGUCAAGGAGCACUUUGGUUUGCCACCUGCGGAGUAGCUCGAAGUUUGACUAGCUUGAACUUAGAUACCAUAGUUUACCCUGAACUGUACAUUGGGUAUGUCUCUUGUGCUGUUGUACUGUUGUAUACCCAUCUCCGACAAAGGUGCUGCUCUCUCCAGGGCGCACCGUCAGGCUGCUGCUGCUCUAGGAACAGUCCCCCAACAUCUGAAUCACCAGUUUCAGACUUUAAUCGUACAUUCAGUUCAGUGAUGACUAUGCUGGUAA